Molecule: messenger RNA, 1572 nt
Organism: Ustilago hordei
Lineage: Eukaryota; Fungi; Basidiomycota; Ustilaginomycetes; Ustilaginales; Ustilaginaceae
Exons: 1
Coding region: 1-1572 (523 amino acids)
Biological process (GO): carbohydrate metabolic process
Molecular function (GO): carbon-sulfur lyase activity; hydrolase activity, acting on carbon-nitrogen (but not peptide) bonds
Source: RefSeq, a predicted model, not a curated record
AUGCCGACCCUUCGAGGACACUGCAACUGCGGCGCGCUCGAGUACCAGCUCGAUGCUACUCCCGCCAACCUGCGCCUCUCAGCCUACUGUCACUGCACUCGCUGCCAACGAAUCAAUGGUGCACCCUACAUCUGGACCACUCAUUGGAAGAAAGAGGCUAUCACAUGGUCAUCCCCUGCCUCCUCUCCGUCGACCCAGAAGCAAGUCGAUGCGCGAGUGCAGCACGUGAUGGGUAGCUCUGUCACCACUGCGCAGCUGUACGAGUCUGUACCCGGUCGCAAGUUCAGACUGCGCUGCUCUGAGUGUGGUAAUCCAAUGGGCUCAUGGAAUGACGCCAAGCAGCAAUGGUCGAUCUCGCCCAGCACGCUCGCUCGUCCUGAGGACGACAAGACCGGCAUUCCAGGAACGGAAGCUUUCCCUGCUACAGCGCACAUGUUCUAUGGACCUGGUAGGAUAGCUACUGUCACUGACGAUUUGCCUAAGUUCGCCGGCUACCCGAACGAGUCCCAGCAAGUGGACAGAAACGCAGAGCCAUUGCCAGCCAAUUUCAACAUCAAUGACUUCAAUCCACAUGACCCGCGAGAGAUGGUCGGAUACGGGCCGAAUCCUCCUCAUCCACAGUGGCCCAACAAUGCACGAAUCGCAGUCUCUUUUGUACUCAACUACGAAGAAGGCGGUGAGAACCUUACUCUCAACGGCGAUCAGUACGCAGAGCAGUACCUGACCGAAUACGGUGCUGCUAACGGAUCCAAGCCUCCAGGCAACAUCCGCAACUUGAGUGUCGAGUCGGCAUACGAAUUCGGCUCACACCGUGGGUUCUGGCGCAUCUUGGACCUCUUCACACGGAACAACCUUCGUUUCACAAGCUGGUCCGUUGGUCGAGCAGUCGAACAGAACCCUGCAGUAGUCAAAGCGAUGGAAGAAGCAGGCUGCGAAGUCGCCAGUCACUCUUAUCGAUGGUUCGACCACUCUCUGAUGUCACAGGAGGAAGAGAGAGCUCAGAUCCAAGCUGCAAUCCGUGCAAUCAGGAACGCUUCCUCCCGCUCAAGGGAGCCGAGGGGAUGGUACACCGGCCGACAAUCUAUCAACACGCGUCGACUCGUCUACCAGACGUACAAAGAACUUGGUCUGCACAACGAGCUAUACGACUCGGAUGCCUACGAUGAAGAUCUUCCCUACUGGGUUCCUGCCCCUGAUGGCACACCGGGCGAGCAUCUGCUCGUAGUACCCUACACGUUGGACAACAACGAUAUGCGAUUUGCAAUCACUCCGGGCUUCUUCAACUCCGAGUCCUUCGCUACGUACCUCAUCGAUGCAUUCGAGACAUUGGUCGCUGAGACACACUUGCCAAAAGAUAACCCAAACUCAGUGCCGAAAAUGAUGAGCAUUGGAUUGCACUGCAGAGUUGUCGGUAGGCCGGGCAGGUUCCAGGGAUUGCAGAGGUUUGUGGAUCAUGUGCAGAAGAGGAACAAGGAGUUGUUGGAGCAAGGCGGUGGUGGUGUUUGGGUUGCGACGAGGGAGGAGAUAGCCAACCACUGGAGGAAGACUCAUCCUGCUCCCAAGAGCUCAUAG